Molecule: messenger RNA, 979 nt
Organism: Corapipo altera (White-ruffed manakin)
Lineage: Eukaryota; Metazoa; Chordata; Aves; Passeriformes; Pipridae
Product: C-factor-like
Exons: 6
Coding region: 49-816 (255 amino acids)
Source: RefSeq, a predicted model, not a curated record
AGGCAGCAAUCCUGCCAUGUGUCACCGCCCGGCGUGGAGGCUGCGGGGAUGGCUGCGCUGGCUCGGAGCGUCCUGGUGACGGGGUCCAACCGGGGCAUCGGGCUGGAGCUUGUGCGGCAGCUCGCUGCCAGCCCCUGGCCCCCCCAGCACAUCUUUGCCACCUGCCGUGACCCCGAGGGUCCGAGAGGGAAGGCCCUGAAAGAAUUAGCUGCCCAGCACGCUAGCAUCAAACUGGUCCAGCUAGACACAGUGAACCUGCCCAGCAUCCGAGGGGCCGUGGGGACUGUGGGGUCUUAUCUGAAGGACCAGGGCUUGAACCUGCUCAUCAACAACGCAGGUGUCAGCUCACACGCCACGCUGCACUCCCUGGAUCCCCAGGAGAUGCUCGCCGUGUUUGCCACCAACGUGGUUGGGCCACUGCAGGUUACCAAGGAAUUCCUGCCGCUCCUGGAGCAGGCGGCGAAGGGCGCAGGGAAGGAGGGGCUGAGCUGCAGCAGGGCCGCGGCCAUCAACAUCUCCACCAAACUGGCAUCCCUCGGGCUGUGCCUCGGGGUGCAGGAGGCCCCCAUGUACCCGUACCGUGCCAGCAAGGCUGCCCAGAACAUGGUGACAAGGUGCUUGGCUGUGGAGCUCCAGGACAAGGGGAUCCUGUGUGUGGCCAUCCAUCCUGGCUGGGUGAAGACUGACAUGGGGACGGAGAAGGCACCACUGACGGUGGAGCAGAGCGUGCGGGGCAUCCUGACCGUGCUGGCCAGCCUCUCGCAGGACGCCUCCGGAGCCUUCCUCGACUGGGAAGGAAACUGCCUGCCCUGGUGAUGGACAGAUGGAUGGUUUCUCUUGCCCAUGCUGCAGCCUCCCGCUUGCUGACUCACCUCUCUGAGUGGUCACCCUGCUUGCCCUCAGCCCACCUUGGGCUGUCAGGGAGAGGGGAAGGGAUUGGGAAGCAGGGUCUCUCCCCUUCCCCACCCUCUACAUGACC